AUGCGCGCACAACAGCUGGCUGCGCCCUCUCCAGAGGACGGCGAGCUGCCAGACAUCCUCAUCUUCAAGUACCAGAACGAGUCCUGGAGCUUCGAGUUCCCUGCCUUCUCCAUCGACGACGACCGGCUGUGCGUCAGCGACAUCCGACGGCUGGCCGGCCAGACCCUCAACAUCGCCGACAUCAGCAGGAUAAAGCUCAUGUACAAGGGCCGCCUGAUGACCGACGACGCCGCCAGUGCAAAGUCGCAGGGCCUGAAGCAGUUUUCCGAGGUCGUGGCGAUCGUCAUGCCGGGCUACACGAAGGGUGUUUACGGUGGGAGCAGCGGCUUGAUCGACGGAUGGCGCGAGGCUCAAUUGAUUCCCGUCUCUGACAGCGAGGAGGACGACGAGCAGCCGUCCCUGCGACCACCACCGCCGCCGCCACUGCAGAAGUCACAGCAGCAGCAGCAGCAGCAGCCGUCGUCGUCGUCGUCGUCGUCGUCGUCGUCGUCUGCUUCACGGCCACGGCGGCCGCCGAAGGUCAAGAUUGAGGUCAGAGACGACGAUGAAUCAGAGGACGAGAGGUACUACUACAAGCCGUCGCCCGUUCGUCGAGGCCGGUCACCACCCAAGUAUGUCCCCCAGGAACGAAGGAAGUCUGUCCGCCGCGAGCGCAAACCAAGAGACCCGUCGCCCGUCUCCCCUGAUCGAAAGCCCCGGCGGCGGCCAGUACAACAACAGCAACAACAACAACAACAACAACAACAGCAACCUCCUGUGCAGCCAGUCCAGCCAGUGAGAGUGCCCGUGUCGGCUAAGGAACCCAUAUCUCCCCGGGAAAAGAUCUACGCUCGCCAGACCCGGCCGCCAUCACCUCCAAAAUCUAAAUACCAAUACCCAGCUGUCCCUCCGUAUCCAUCCCCGCCUCCAGCCGCAUAUGACCCGCUGCCAAACAUCUGUCGAGAGCCACGGCCAUACGCAACCUCUCAUCCUUCGCCGUCCGUCAGCAGCACCGUCAGCUCAUCGACUUACACCUCAGACUCGGCCUCUACGGCUGCCUCGACAGCGGCAUCUGUUUCUCCCACCGUGCCCACAUCCAUACCUACUUCUACUAAACCAAAACCAAAACCAAAGGCCAACAAGACAUACUCUGUGCCUAACCGGCCGCCUACCCCCUGUCCUCCCUUCCUUGCAUCCCACUCCACAUCUGACAAGCUCACCAUCUUCGAGAAAUAUGUAACUGACAAGCUGAUACCGCUUUGCACUCGGUUCAUCAUGCACCCACCUGCAGAUGCACGAGCGCAGAACAAGGAGCAGCGAAGGCUAAGUGAGGCAAUGGAGCGGGUUCUCGCCAGGGCAGAUGAGAUUACCGUUGGUUCGUCGCGGCCACUGAGAGAUCGCAGGAAGGCUGCCGUGCAGAUGGUCCAGCGCUUCCAGACCAGGAUCGACGCCAUGAUCGUCCCUGAGUAA
Trichophyton verrucosum HKI 0517 is the source of this 1449-nucleotide messenger RNA. RefSeq lists its product as uncharacterized. The transcript has a single exon. The record is from RefSeq and is a predicted model, not a curated record. NCBI's taxonomy places the organism in Eukaryota, Fungi, Ascomycota, Eurotiomycetes, Onygenales, Arthrodermataceae. Gene Ontology annotation, molecular function: protein-folding chaperone binding. The coding region runs from base 1 to 1449 and encodes 482 amino acids.